Molecule: messenger RNA, 2451 nt
Organism: Rhodamnia argentea
Lineage: Eukaryota; Viridiplantae; Streptophyta; Magnoliopsida; Myrtales; Myrtaceae
Product: serine/threonine-protein kinase Nek6-like
Exons: 13
Coding region: 142-2136 (664 amino acids)
Biological process (GO): protein phosphorylation
Molecular function (GO): ATP binding; protein kinase activity
Source: RefSeq, a predicted model, not a curated record
CACUCCCAUUUGUUUCAGUAGCUGGUCUGGUAGGAGCGCGGGGUUCUUUGCUCGAACCGGAGCUUCGGUUCCUUCGCCGGGAAGUAGCAGAUCUGCGACCGGAGCCGGAAACCGUCGAGGUCGAGGACUGAAAUCGAGCCCAUGGAGUCGGAGAACAGUGACGCCAGCUCGAAAAUGGAGGCGUACGAGGUGAUCGAGCAGAUUGGGAGAGGAGCAUUUGGAUCGGCCUUCCUCGUCCUCCAUAAAUUGGAGAAGAAGAAGUACGUGCUGAAGAAAAUUCGCCUGGCCAAGCAAACAGAUAAGUUCAAACGCACAGCACACCAGGAGAUGGAGUUGAUUGCGAAACUACACAAUCCGUACAUCGUGGAGUUCAAAGAUGCAUGGGUGGAUAAGGGAAACUGUAUAUGCAUCAUCAUUGGUUACUGUGAAGGAGGGGACAUGGCUGAGAUUAUAAGGAAGGCCAGGGGGAUAUUUUUUUCCGAGGAGAAACUCUGCAAAUGGUUAACGCAGUUGUUGUUAGCUGUGGACUACCUGCACUCAAACCGUGUACUACACAGAGAUCUUAAAUGUUCCAACAUAUUCCUUACUAAGGACAAUGACAUCCGGCUAGGUGAUUUUGGGCUUGCAAAGCUACUUGGCACAGAAGAUCUCGCUUCAUCGGUUGUUGGCACUCCCAACUACAUGUGUCCUGAGCUCCUGGCAGAUAUUCCUUACGGUUACAAGUCUGACAUAUGGUCACUUGGUUGCUGCAUGUUUGAAAUAGCUGCUCACCACCCUGCAUUUAGAGCCUCUGAUAUGGCUGGACUCAUCAACAAAAUAAACAGAUCUUCCAUCUCACCCCUUCCUAUUGGGUAUUCAUCCUCACUGAAGCAAAUAAUCAAGAGCAUGCUGAGAAAGAAUCCAGAGCAUAGACCAACAGCUGCAGAGCUGCUAAGGCAUCCUCAUUUGCAGCGAUACCUUCUUCGGUGCAACAAUGCUGCCCCCGUCUUUCUUCCCAUAAAGCCCAUAAACAACUCGAAGGAUAAAAGUGGGAGAAGAUUAUCAUCUGGGAAGCCAAAGGCAGGGAAAGACCACAUAGACAAGGAGAUAGAAGUAGAAGCCUUAAGCCACUCUGAGCAUGUUGAAGCUAAUGGAAACAUGAGACGGGUUGCUGUGGUAACUGCUGGCAAAGCGACAUCCACAGCUAGCACAGAAGAUUAUCUUGAAACCAAGAUGGUUGAUCCAACCAGCUAUACAAUUGAAGUAUCAACCUCUUUUGAUGGUUCAAAAGAUAGUUCUGCUGAUUCUGACAUGACUCUUUCCAAUGGAGAAGGAGGAACUGAUUCUAAGCUUGUAAAGGAACAAACUUCAACGGAAGUCACCUCCGAGAUCAACUCUGAGGGCGCAUUGCCUUCUCUGGAUGGAGGAGGAGGAGGAGAAGAAGCUAUGAAGUAUGUUCAAGAAUACAAGAAGGUUGAUGUCAGUGAUAGCAUCAUGCAGGCUCAGGAAAUAGCACACGCUCAAGAGAUAGUUUGCAACCAGAAGGACAAGGAAGACUGUCAAUCAAAUAUUAAGGCAGAAAAGAGCAGCGAGGUGCAAAUGCCAAAUGAAGUCCACUACAAAAAUGAUGCAGUUCAUGAGAAUGGUACUCCCUCAUCGAGGAUCCUCAAUACUAGUGACGGAAAAGAUAGAGAUCCCACAUGUAGUUCUGACAAAUUAGAAAACUUCACCGACCUGGAAGGUGCUACUGUGGACAAUUUAUCAUCUGGUAAUAAGACGAACCUAGGUAAUGGAGUAAAGGCAAAACAAGAUGAUGUCACCUGUUCCACACAAACUGAGGCUGAUGAUGCUCUGGUUGUGAACCACACACCACUUGACACCUCUUCCUUGAGCACGCAUGCUGCUGCACGCGGAGAAGAAACCAAGAUCAACUGGGAAAUUCCAAGUCAACAUAGAGCUGAUGCUCUAGAAUCUCUGCUCGAGCUAUGUGCACAGCUACUUAAACAGGAUAAGAUUGAUGAGCUCACCGGUGUUCUGAGACCAUUCGGAGGAGAAGCCGUGUCAUCGAAAGAGACAGCUAUCUGGUUGACGAAGAGCCUCAUGUCUUCACAUAAAUUUACUGGAGGAAACUUACCUCAGCAAGAUGAUUGUGAAUAAUCUAUCCGCCGAACUUUUCUUGUACAUGCAUGUACUUUUCAAGGGUGCUCUUUCGCUAAAAUCCAUGAGGACUCUUAGCAUUGAUUAUUUCAUCCCCUGUACAUUCAUUUGAGUGUAAGUAUGAGAAGCGUCUUUCUUGAAGUAGUGUUUCUUGGAACAGCGGUGGAGCUGAAGGAGACGCAUUCUUUGUUGAUUUUACGGAUUCAGUUGCCCUCUGUUUGCAAGAGGAAGUUGUCAUUUAAAUGAUAGUUGGAGUGAUAAGUUAUGUGCAAGAAAUAUGAUUGUCUGCCUGAUGAGCCCCUUUCAGGGUCUUGU